Fundulus heteroclitus (mummichog) is the source of this 2049-nucleotide messenger RNA. Its product is annotated as fibroblast growth factor 12. NCBI's taxonomy places the organism in Eukaryota, Metazoa, Chordata, Actinopteri, Cyprinodontiformes, Fundulidae. Gene Ontology annotation, molecular function: growth factor activity; fibroblast growth factor receptor binding. The transcript has 5 exons. The record is from RefSeq and is a predicted model, not a curated record. Gene Ontology annotation, biological process: fibroblast growth factor receptor signaling pathway; cell differentiation; positive regulation of gene expression. The coding region runs from base 341 to 1105 and encodes 254 amino acids. Gene Ontology annotation, cellular component: cytoplasm.
AACCAGUUGGAUCUGGUCAAACGAUGUUGACUUAAAGUGGGUCAGAACCGCAGGUGUAAGAUGCGAACUGUCCUAAACUCUGCCGGAUCAGCCGACAAACCUUCAAACAGUUGAUCUGUGGGACAGGAAUGAGGCUUACAGUCAGUCUGAAGGACCUUUCUGGAAGGUUUCCACCCUGUUCUGGGAUCUAACCAUGGAUGGACCCAAAGCCUGAGGUCCGUCGUCAAAGAACUGCUUCCCCUGGGGGGUUCCACUGCUCUCCUGGUGUCAUGUGGUCCAUCUUUGACUAAAAGGAGAUCCAAACCUGAGACCCAGAGCAGGGAUUUGGUUCCUCGGGGAGAUGGCGGCGGCCAUCGCUAGCUCCCUGAUCCGACAGAGGCGCCAAGCCCGCGAGUCCAACAGCGAGAAGGUCACCACCAACAAGAAGCGUUCGAGUCCCAGUAAAGACCCCAGGUCUCUGUGCGAGAGACACAUCUUCAGCGUCUUCAGCAAAGUUCGCUUCUGCAGCGGGAAGAAGCGGCCGGUACGCAGGAAACCAGACCCGCAGCUGAAAGGCAUCGUGACACGUCUCCACAGCGAGCAGGGCUUCUUCCUCCAGAUGCUGCCCGAUGGGACCAUCAGCGGCUGCAAAGACGAGAACAGCGACUACACUCUCUUUAACCUGAUCCCCGUGGGGCUGAGGGUGGUGGCCAUCCAGGGAGUGAAGGCCGGCCUCUACGUGGGCAUGAACGCCGAGGGCUUCCUCUACACAUCUGAUAUUUUCACACCAGAGUGUAAGUUUAAGGAGUCUGUGUUCGAGAACUACUACGUCAUCUAUUCGUCCACCCUGUACCGGCAGCACGAGUCGGGCCGGGCCUGGUUCCUGGGUCUGAACAAGGAGGGAAUCAUCAUGAAGGGGAACCGGGUGAAGAAGACUAAACCCUGCUCACAUUUCGUCCCCAGACCUAUUGAAGUUUGCAUGUACAAGGAGCCGUCUCUGCAUGAGCUCGAGGAGAAGCUGCUGAAGUCGUCGAGGAGCCCAACGCUGAACAGCGGCCGUGCCAGGAGCCUGGAUCGACCGGCGCGGGGGUCUGCCCACUCCUCCACAGAGCGCGAGGCGUCAUAGCCUGCAGCGCCCCCCGCAGGAGGAGGAGGAAGACAACGAGAACUCCCAUUUUAACAAUCCCUAUGUUCAGCAACUACAACCACCGACGACAACCAACCGCCAAGACAACGAAGACGAAGACAACAACGUAAAAAAAAAAAAAAGAUUUUAAAAAUCGGGGGAAAUUCUUCCUUGUGGUGAAAUAUUUUAACGAGCAAGGGCAUGGGGGAGGGUCUUGCUUGGAAAUUUAAAAAAAAAAUCACGACGUUGAGGAUGGAGAUUUAAAUUUUAUGCAAAAAAGUCCUGCUGAAAUAGUGCCAGGAGGCUAGCACACCUACUCUUCAUCAACACAUUGUAAUCAUCAUCCUUUCUGUCACAACGAUGACAAAAUAUCCUUUGAGUCGAGCGAGCGCUCCGAACUCUGAAGCUUUAAGCCAUGUAGACACUUCACUUCUUUUUGUUUCCUAACGAAUGCUAAAACUUUCUAACUUUCCUCACGCCGUGCUUCUUCUUCUUCUUCUUCUUCUUCUCCAUGUUGUUCUGUCAAAUCAGAUGGAGGAGGUUCUGUUUGCCACGAUUUGUUUAUUUGUUCUUUUUUUGCUUUAAUGGGUCAGGGCCUUGUUCUAGGCUUAGGCGCAGACACUGCCGACUUAAAGGUCCAGGAAGGCAAAGGUACACAAGAACUUCUUGGGUUGUCUUGACUGGACAACUUCCUCUGAGCAGAAUCAUUUAGGUUGUUUGUGAUCCCGAAAGGAAAAGAGUUUGCUGUUGACAUUUGAGGCUUUGUUUGUUCACUGCAGAUUACGCAACGUCCACUAUUUUUGCAUGUUUCAGAUUGUUCAGCACUGUCAGAACGAUUUUCUGCUAUCGGUGCCACCUUGAGACUAUUUCUAUGAAAACCAUUUUCAAAGCCUUUAAUGUGUUUGAGGAAUUUUUACUUUUAAAUAACACAUGAUUUGCUCCCU